Molecule: messenger RNA, 1810 nt
Organism: Oryzias melastigma (Indian medaka)
Lineage: Eukaryota; Metazoa; Chordata; Actinopteri; Beloniformes; Adrianichthyidae
Gene: grem2a
Product: gremlin 2, DAN family BMP antagonist a
Exons: 2
Coding region: 437-1015 (192 amino acids)
Biological process (GO): animal organ morphogenesis
Molecular function (GO): receptor ligand activity; BMP binding
Source: RefSeq, a predicted model, not a curated record
CAUUUUAGAAUUGAUGAUAAAAGAUUUUGAAGUGAAAGGGGAAAACAAAUUUUUUUCCAUUUGUUCAAAUAAGAGGAGAGGGACCUGAAUGGAAGCAACACACUGACCUGGGCCAAUAGGAGGAGAAAAACCCUCCCAGUCUGGAAGGAGGAGGUGGGGUGGCUGGCAUUCAAACUUAUUCAGGCUCCAACUCUCUCCAAGACCGUCUCCACAGCACUUACGUUCAGAAACUGGAGAUUCUCUCUUCUGAAGCCAAAAUCCUACGACGGAUUUGACACAAUGGGACGCUGAGGAACUCGCUGAGGAUCUCUGCGAGCCUGAGGAUACUACAGAUUAUGUCGCCAUGGAAACCGAAACCUGGAAGCGGACGCAAGGACCAUUGAAGGUGGACGAGCGUUCCUGACUGCAUCGCCGGCUGAUUAUCUGCCCACUGCGAAUGCUGUGGAGAAUUACCAUUCCUGUCAUACUGGCUGGGGUGCUCUGCAUCACAGCGGAGGGCAAAAAGCCCCGCCCCCAGGGCUCCAUCCCGUCCCCGCACAAGUCCAAAGGCAACCUCUCCGCGGAGCGCCAGCACAGACUGUUGCAGCCCAAACCGGAGGUGCUCUCCUCCAGCAGAGAGGCCCUGGUGGUGACGGAGCGCCGCUACCUCCGCAGAGACUGGUGCAAGACCCAGCCCCUCCGCCAGACCAUCAGCGAGGACGGCUGCCGCAGCCGCACGGUGGUCAACCGCUUCUGCUACGGCCAGUGCAACUCCUUCUACAUCCCGCGCCACAUGGGCCCCAGCGCCGGUCAGGGACACAGUCGGGGCAAGGCCUCCGGCUCGGGGAGGAAGGGCCACAACAAAGUUCAGGAGCCUUUUCAGUCCUGCGCCUUCUGCAGGCCUCACCGCAUCACACAGCUGACGGUGCAGCUGGACUGUCCAGACCUGCAGCCGCCUUUCCGGCACCGUAAGGUGCAGCGGGUCAAACAGUGCCGCUGUAUGUCUGUAGACGUGAGCGGCCACGGGAAACUGUGAAAAAACAGUCGGAGGACUUCGCCCAGCAAGUGGAACUACUCUAAGUCAUUCCAGUGAUGGCUUUUUCGACAAAAAAUAAAUAUAUAUAAAGAAAUGGAGUGACUCUAAAGCCCAAUUAUGAUUAAAACAUACAAGCAGUCACUGUUUAAUAUAAAGAAGAGGCAACCAUCUCAUUACGGACACUGAAAGUGACCUUUUUUUUGGAGUUUUAAAAACUUGCAUUUUGAAAAGCCACUUUUAUAAGAUGGGUGGUGAAAUAUCUCCUUACACAAGAUUGCCAGGAGAUGUCCCAACAUUGACUUUACCCUUCAACUAUCCCAUAUUCUAGCUCGUAAAAAGAAAAAAUACUGCAGCAUGUGUACCAAAGGUGCAAUGCAAUAUAUAUAUAUACAAUAUAUAAAUAUAUUUUAUGUAUGUGAUAAUGUAUGACAAAAGUAUAUUAAAUAAAUUUCAUAUAAAACUUAAAUAGUCUGUGUUUUUAAAAUAAAAAGAAUACCAGCGACAAAAGCAUUUUUGUUACAAAUGUGGCUACUUUUAUUGAAUAAAUAUAUAUAUUUUUUUACUUUUAGCUGUUGCUAUUGCACAUGGAAGCCUUGUGGUUUCACGCUUUUUUCACACACACACUUUUACACAGCAGAAAACACCACUUGCAUAGGAUUUUAGGUUAAAAACACACAAAGAUUUUUUUUUUUUUGGUAAAAAUUCAUACGAGAAGGGCAGUUCAGAUGACAAAACUUACCAGGUUAUUAAAAAAAAAAAAAACGGCAUUUUUAGUUCUUUUUCUUUGAAAAACCC